CACAAAUGCUAGUAGUACUAGUAGCUCAAGACAAGCACAGUUCAAAAUCGAAUUGUAUGGCAUAGACUCCAUCCCCAUCUCUCUUCCAUUCCUCACCUUCCACCCCUAAUCUUAAACCAGCCACUCCUUUUAUGCCAUGUGGCAUCCCAAAUAUCCAAACUGAAACAAAUAACCACCAAGCUUCUCUCCAUGCCUUUGUUUAUCACAUAUACACCAUUUCAAUCCUCAUCAAACCAAUUCUCAUCUCUUUUUAGCAAUUAUUAAACAAAAAUAUCCAUUAUAAUAAAUAUAAAUAUAAGGAUCAAUUGACUAUUAAACCCAUGGCUAACUUGCUUUAUCCCAUCCAAGUCCAAUUUUAUCUCACCUUAACAUACCUCCAAAUUAUCCAAAACAAGGGGUAGUCACAGAAAACACAUAAAAUUAUAAAAGUAAAGGGACACAUCACUCCCCUCACCCAAUGACAUCACUAGCCAACAAUUUUCUUUCCCUUCCAAAAACUACAUUCAUUAACCUUCUUAGCCUUUUAUUUGUGUUCCCAAACUUUUUAUUUUCAUUUGGAAAAAGGAAAACAACUCAUAUAUGUUGUCUUAAAAUCAUCAUAUGAACUAGAAAGAAACAUACAUUUAUAACCAUAUCUUCCUCCCUAAACACUACUCCAUUUCUAAGGAGAGGAAGAAUACAACCCACCCUCCUCCCCCCCAAAAAAAAAAUGGCAGUGUGCACAGUCUACACAACUCAGCUCAACCCAACAUGUUCAUCAAUCUCCACACCAUCAAAAUCCCACUUGGGAUUUCACCAAAGACAAGUAGUGUUCUACAGCACAGGCAAGAGAACCAACAGGAGAGGAGGCAAUUCUUCUUCUUCUUCCAUUAGUACCAGCAGCUGCAGCCCCUAUGUGAUAACAUGCUCAGCUGGUGACUCACAGACACUGGUGAUUGGUCUAGCUGCUGACUCUGGUUGUGGCAAGAGCACCUUCAUGAGGCGGUUGACAAGCGUGUUUGGAGGCGCGGCAGAGCCACCUAAGGGAGGAAAUCCGGACUCAAACACUCUGAUCAGUGACACCACAACUGUGAUAUGUCUCGAUGACUAUCACUCUUUGGAUAGAACUGGUAGAAAAGAGAAGGGAGUCACUGCUCUUGACCCAAAAGCUAACGACUUUGAUCUCAUGUAUGAACAAGUUAAGGCUCUCAAAGAAGGCACACCUGUUGAAAAGCCUAUUUACAACCAUGUUUCUGGUCUUCUUGACCCCCCUGAGCUCAUCAAACCUCCCAAGAUUCUUGUCAUUGAAGGUCUUCACCCAAUGUAUGAUUCUCGAGUGAGAGACCUCCUGGACUUCAGUAUCUACUUGGACAUCAGCAAUGAGGUUAAGUUUGCAUGGAAAAUUCAGAGGGACAUGGCAGAGCGUGGCCACAGUCUUGAAAGCAUCAAAGCCAGUAUCGAAGCUCGGAAGCCCGAUUUCGAUGCUUAUAUUGAUCCACAAAAGCAAUACGCAGAUGCUGUGAUUGAAGUGUUGCCAACUCAACUCAUUCCAGAUGACAAUGAAGGAAAGGUGUUGAGAGUUAAGUUGAUCAUGAAAGAAGGGGUCAAGUACUUCAGCCCUGUUUACUUGUUUGAUGAAGGAUCCACCAUAUCAUGGAUUCCUUGUGGGAGAAAGCUCACCUGUUCAUACCCCGGCAUCAAAUUCGCCUACGGUCCCGACUCCUACUUUGGCAACGAGGUGUCUGUUUUAGAGAUGGAUGGACAAUUUGACAGAUUAGAUGAGCUGAUCUAUGUGGAGAGCCAUCUGAGUAACAUCUCAACCAAGUUCUAUGGAGAAGUGACUCAACAAAUGUUGAAGCAUUCUGAUUUCCCAGGUAGCAACAACGGUACUGGUCUCUUCCAAACCAUUGUUGGAUUAAAGAUAAGAGAUCUAUACGAGCAGAUCAGUGCAAGCAGGGCUCAAACUCCGCUAGAAGCUUCAAAAGCUUAACUAAGAUAAUAAAUAAAUCACAACUGGACAACAUGUCUUAUUUGCCAAUGAAUAAAGUGCCAAUGAGAUCAGCUUAGUCCAGAACAAAAUAUCUCCUCUUCUUCUUCUUUUUCUUCAUCUUUUUUAACGGUUUUUUACAUUUUCUAAUUUAAAUUUCCCCAACUCCUACUUUCUUUUCUUUUUCUUUUUUAAAGAACUUUCUGUUGAGUGUUAGGCUAUUCCUAACAAGAAAAGGGAACAGAGAACGCUUCUGUACGUAUGUAUUUAUUUUUCUGUGUAUUUCGAUGAUAUGUUGGAGAUGUAUAAUAUAGAGAAUCAUAAAUGAAAAUUCUGUUAUCAAUAAUGUUUAGAAAA
Molecule: messenger RNA, 2323 nt
Organism: Cannabis sativa
Lineage: Eukaryota; Viridiplantae; Streptophyta; Magnoliopsida; Rosales; Cannabaceae
Product: phosphoribulokinase, chloroplastic
Exons: 5
Coding region: 710-1969 (419 amino acids)
Biological process (GO): carbohydrate metabolic process
Cellular component (GO): cytoplasm; chloroplast
Molecular function (GO): phosphoribulokinase activity; ATP binding
Source: RefSeq, a predicted model, not a curated record